Messenger RNA from Mesocestoides corti, 1254 nucleotides. Lineage: Eukaryota; Metazoa; Platyhelminthes; Cestoda; Cyclophyllidea; Mesocestoididae. The record is from the annotation of a GenBank genome assembly.
AUGUUCUCCGCGUUUGCAGAUAUGGACUCGAAAAUCGUUCUCCUGCAGGAUGCUGCUACUCGACUGCGAAUCAAUAGUAUCAAAGCUACUGAAGCCUCGAAUUCGGGCCAUCCAACGUCAUGCGCCUCCAUUGCCGAGGUGAUGACCGUUCUCUUCCUUGAUGAAAUGAAGUACUUUGUCAAGGACCCUCGCCAUCCUUCGAACGAUCGCUUUGUGCUUUCAAAAGGUCAAGCUUCUCCUGUGCUCUAUGCUGCAUGGGUUGAGGUAGGAUUUCUCUCCGAGAGCGAUCUUCUCAACUUUCGCAAAAUCGACUCAGAUCUUGAGGGUCAUCCCACUCCUCGCCUCGAGUUCGUUGAUGUUGCCACGGCCUCCCUCGGUCAAGGUUUGAGCAACGCAGCCGGUAUGGCGUACACGGGUAAGAACAUUGACAAGGCCAGUUAUCGCGUCUACUGUAUAAUCGGAGAUGGCGAGUCUGCAGAGGGCAACAUCUGGGAGGCAAUGGCUUUUGCUUCGUACUACGAACUUGAUAACCUCGUGGCGAUUUUUGAUGUCAACCGCCUCGGUGAGAGCCAGCCUACUGCCCUCCAGCACGAUCUCGAGACCUACAAACGUCGAGCCGAGGCCUUUGGGUGGCACGCAAUAAUCGUUGAUGGGCACAAUGUCGCCGAUAUAAUGAAGGCUUUUGCAGCGGCUCGUUCCAUUAAAGGGAAGCCAGUGGCUACCCGUGAGGCCUAUGGCCGAGCCCUUGAGCGCCUCGGCAGCGCCCAUCCCCGUGUCAUUGGUCUUGAUGGGGACACCAAGAACUCCACCUUCUCCAUCUACCUGCGCAAUGCAAGACCUCAGCAGUUCAUCGAGUGCUUUAUCGCAGAGCAGAACCUGGUCGGAGUGGCCAUUGGUUGUGGGACGCGCGAGCGUACCAUACCCUUCGUGAGCACGUUCGCUGCUUUCUUGACCCGCGCCUACGAUCAGAUCCGCAUGGGCGCUAUUUCACAAACCAACUGCAACUUUGCUGGCUCCCACGUCGGCGUCAGUAUCGGUAUGCCCGACAUUUUCGUUAACCGCGCACUAUCAUUAAGUCACAAACACCCACAGGGCGUUUGUGUGUGGGGACAGCAAGGGAAGAACUCGGCACUCGCUUUGAAGAAUUGGGGCGUCAGUGAGGACGGGCCGAGCCAGAUGGCUCUCGAAGACCUGGCGAUGUUCCGUGCUAUUCGCGGCUCCACCGUCUUCUACCCCUCCGACGCCGUGUCAUGU